AUGAUAUUUAAUAUACAUUACAAAUUAAAAAAAAAUUUAUUAUUUAAACAAUUUAAAAAUAAUAAAAAAAUAAAAUAUAUAUAUUUAAAAAAACAAAUUAAUAUUGUAUUAAAAAGUAAAAAUUCAAAUAAUUAUAUAUAUAAUAUUAUUAAAUAUAAAUAUAAUCAUUUAAAAACAUUAUAUAUCAUAAUUAAUAAAUAUAAUUUAAUCUUAAUUAAAUUUAUUAAUUUUUGGUAUAUUUUAAAUAAUUAUUAUAUUGAAUAUAAUAAAUUUUAUUUAAUUAAAACUAUUUUUACAUACUUUUAA
This is a messenger RNA of Plasmodium yoelii, 306 nucleotides long. The record is from the annotation of a RefSeq genome assembly. Lineage: Eukaryota; Apicomplexa; Aconoidasida; Haemosporida; Plasmodiidae.